AUGUGGGGGCGCGCCCUUCUCAGUCGGCGGCGGACGGGGCCGCUUCCGGCGCGCUGGGCCCCGAACUUCUUCUGUGAAGGCUACCCAUACUACGUGGCCGAAGGCGGCGGUCAGAUGCGCGGAGACGGAAUGCACGAUGGGGAAAAGCCCAGCGGCGGCUCGCGGGCCGGCGACUCUUCCGUCCGAAAGGGGGAUGGGGGACGGUGA
This is a messenger RNA of Colletotrichum abscissum, 207 nucleotides long. RefSeq lists its product as uncharacterized. The record is from RefSeq and is a predicted model, not a curated record. The transcript has 2 exons. The coding region runs from base 1 to 207 and encodes 68 amino acids. NCBI's taxonomy places the organism in Eukaryota, Fungi, Ascomycota, Sordariomycetes, Glomerellales, Glomerellaceae.